AGGAAUGGACAAGCGACUCCGAUUUAUUUCCAAAACGACGAUUGUCAAAUUAAUGAUUUAGAACUGUUGUCGGUGUCAGAAUUCAAUGUAUUUUUUUUAAUAUAGUUUGAGUCUGUUUUCACUUUUCAUAGGGGUAUGAGUCAUUAAUGCAGACGAGCAAGAGUAAGGUGCGAGCCAAAAGGUAAUCUUUAGAGCACGACACGUGCGGUUAAGAGAGCGAGAGCGAGAGCGAGAGCGAGAGAGAGAGAGGGGAGCGACUUCACUCACUAGGUGCAACGAGUCGUGUGCCAAGUAUGACUUUGUCCAGUGCCCCACCCCUUCGCAGAGGAAGCACCCCUGUUCCUAUCAAACAUCAGCUCAGAAGGGAAGAGGCCAUCAAUGAUGAUUGUGACUGGACUCCUGGCCUGGGUGAACUAUCCACUCCUCCAAUCAGCUUGGUCCCGGCGCUGGAGAAGGCCAUCAGCACAGAUGUGGAGGAAAGGCAGGACGGCCCACUGAGGAUUGCACUGCUCGGCCAGAACGGGGUGGGGAAGACCUCACUCGCCAUCGCCCUCGCGGGGGAGAUGGACAGAACUGCAUCUAUGGACUCUGAUGGAGAGGGCUAUGCUCGCACUGUCACCGUAGAUGAUGAAGAAAGCACAGUUUUUAUCUUUGAUAACUGGAGACAGGAUCUGUCCACACUGGUGUGUGAAGUGUGUGUGCUGGUGUUUUCAGUGACGGACAGACGUAGUUUUCACCGCACAGCUCAACUCCGCCUUCUCCUCAGGGAAAAUCAACCCCAAACCCCUAUCAUUCUCGUAGGCAACAAGAGUGACUUGGUUCGCUCUCGAGAGGUCAGCACUGAGGAGGCUCGGUCCUGUGCUGCACUGUAUGAAUCUCCCUAUCUGGAGCUCUCUGCAUCUCUGGACCAUGGCACUGCUGAGCUCCUGGACCUGGCCGUGCGUACAGCUCGGGGCGAGAUGCUGGGUCUGCAGGGGUCCGGUGGUGGAGCCGGGGCCAUGGGGAGCCGGCGCGUGAGCCUCAGCACGCGGGCGAAGCGCUUCCUGGGCAGCCUGCUGCCACGCUACCCCCGCGUGGACCGUGAAGGCGGCAAGUUCUUCAGGCAGAAGUCUCGCUCAUGUCAUGACCUCGGAGCUCUAUGAACAAAAGGCAGAAAAAGAGAAAAAAGGAGAG
Messenger RNA from Electrophorus electricus (electric eel), 1173 nucleotides. Its product is annotated as GTP-binding protein REM 2-like. Gene Ontology annotation, molecular function: GTP binding; GTPase activity; calcium channel regulator activity. The record is from RefSeq and is a predicted model, not a curated record. Gene Ontology annotation, cellular component: plasma membrane. Lineage: Eukaryota; Metazoa; Chordata; Actinopteri; Gymnotiformes; Gymnotidae.